Messenger RNA from Paramuricea clavata, 2542 nucleotides. The record is from the annotation of a GenBank genome assembly. NCBI's taxonomy places the organism in Eukaryota, Metazoa, Cnidaria, Anthozoa, Malacalcyonacea, Plexauridae.
GCACAAACUCGAUAGAAUAGUAGCAAAGACGUGUGGAGCGAAAUUUGAAAAUUUUAGUUUCGAAAGAAACGUUUUUGCUUUAUUUUAUAAACUGUACAUUGUCCGAUCUCUUUAAAAAUGCUGUGGCUUCUUCCUGUAUUUCUUAAGACAGCAUUAUACCUAUUUGGUUGUCCAGUAGGCGGAAUUUUAUCGCUUUUCAGCAACGUUAUUUAUGCAGUGUUUUUAGUUUGUGUCAUACCAAUAUAUUUUUUGUAUGCGGGGCCCGAAGCGGCUGUGAGAUUUUCUUUACUGCUUUGUGUUCAUUCACUGCUGUUAGCCAUGGUUCCCCGGAUAGUGGUAAGUUUAAAAUGUGGAAAAUUUUUCAUAAAAUUCUAUUCAGUAUAUCAAAUAUACUUCGAACGAGUUGAACCCAAAAUUUGUUGUACUGUAGUACUGUACAAUGGGCCAUUGCAUUUUUAAACCAAACCCCCCCUAUUGAGGACAUCCAUUUUUUGGACCCCCCUCCCCUGGAAUUUCCACAUUUUUUAAGCGAAUUUUUUGCCUCCCCCGUGGAAUUUCCGCAGAUUUUUAUUGAAUUUUAGCCAUCCCCAUGGAAUUUCCGCAAUUUUUUUAUGAACUUUUAACCCAUCCCAUGGAAAUUCCUUGACAGUUUUUGAUCUAGCCAGUGGAAAUUCCAUAUUGAUUCUUUGAUUAGUAGCUAUCCCUUGGAAAAUUCCUUGCUGAUUUUGAUCCUAUUCUUUGGAAUUUCUUUUCCAUUGUUGACCCUCCCAUGGAAAUUCCAUACGUUUUACUCAUUUUUCUUGUAACCUACCCUUUGGAAUUUCCGCAGAUUUGCUUUAAAAUUUGGACCCUCCCAUGGAAAUUCCUUCAUUUUUGGUUCACUUUUGCAGGGGGCCAUUGGAAAUUCCACAUGUCCUCAAUAGAGGGGGUGCAGAUAAAAAAUGCAAUGGCCCAAUGCAAUAUGGCUGAUUCCUGCAAUGUGCGGUUGACUGAUUGUAAUUUACUUCAGUCACAUGUGAGAAAAGUGCUUCCAGUUUGACUCUGCCAAACAUCACAGCAACACUGGGAUCAAUAGGAAAUUGGCCUUUACAGCAAUACUAGACCUCUAGAAAGAACAGUUUAGACAGUUAAGUUUAUUACGAUUUCUUCCGGUAGUGAUAUUGGAUCAUUACUUGCUGGAUCUCUGGGGAGAACAGUUUAGAGUUAUCAAGUAUAAAUAAAGUUAGUUUAGUUUAGGCCUAAAAAAAAUACCUGUGGUUCCGGUUCCCGACCGACCCUAUUUUUUUCUGCCGACCCUAUUAUUUUUUCAACGCCAUUGACCGUGCGACCCUAUUUUCUCCAGUUGGUUGCGGGCUGCUCAUACAGCAUGCCAAAAUGGUGUCUGUUGUCACACUAAUUAUUGGACCAAAAUACCUAAAUUCGUCCAUAGGAAAUAUGCAUCUCUAGUUAAUAUUGAUUUCGGGACUGUACUGAAAAUCGUCCAGCAAAGACCCGCCAAAACCAUGAAAAAUAUUCAAAAAAAUUUCAUUUCCGACCUACCGACCCUAAUUUUUUCAUGAUAUGAAACCAGAACCACAGGUAUUUUUUUAGGCCUUAGGUUCCCUCCUGUAGUAACACUGGAUCAAUAAGAGAUGAUCCUUACUGGACCUCUAGAGAGAACAGUUUAGAAUUUAUAGAGCUUAGUGUAGUUAAAUACUAUAGUUUUCCCCUGGUAGAUUAACAAGGAAUGGUUCUUUUUGUACCUUCGGGAAGAAUGGUUUAAAACAUAUAGUUAACAAUUUUAUUUCCAGAAACUUAUCAUUCCUAUGGCAGAGUUAGUGUUAUUUGUCGUCUUACUCUUCCUACCGAUCAAUGUGACUCCACCAAUAGCAGUAUGGUCAUAUGAGAAGCUGCUCUACCUAUCAUCACCCUUGCUUUCCGUGUUUGAAGCUAUACAUAUUGUGUUGGUUAUCAUGAAAGCAAGUCAAAUGGUUGUUGAUCAAAUGGAAGAACAGCCUAACUUAGUGAAGGUAUCAGGUGUAACUUGCUAGCCACUGUAAUUGCCCCUUAGUAAACAGGCUUUGGAUCUGAAAGAUUACCAGUCCUCCAGUUUAUAAAUGGAUACAAGAAUGUACUAAUUUGGUUUCAAUCCUUGAAAUUCCCGGCUAUGUAUAGUUAUCGAUUGACCCAUUGAGUGGCAACAUUUUCCAAGUAAAACCAUCUGGUGUUUGACAGAGUACUUAGAAUAAUAAAGUAGGGCACAUGUAUCAUUGAAGGCACAUUGUCACUUAAAUAGUUAACAGGAUGCAUGGAUUAACCUACUGAGUGGCAGGACUCUCCCCUUUAUGGGUAAAAUAAUUUGGCAUUAGACAGAGUAAAAUAAUAGAGUAGGGUGGAUCAGGGUGCAUUACUACUGAAAUGGUUAAAAUAUGCAUUGAUGAAAGUUAAUUGUCGAACUGUUUUCUAGUCUGUAAUCCUUGGUGUGGCCGCCUUGGCGUGUUUACUUGGCUCUCUUUUAUCUCGCUACAUUUACACAGUGUAUGCAAGCCAUUCUAUAAACAGG